GGAAAAGCUAUGAUGGAGUUUGAGUAUGAGAAGAACAUGUCAUUGAGCAAAAUUCUUUCAAGGAGAACCUCUCUGGGAUGCUCCUCUCGCUUGUCUUACUAUAGGAGUGGAGAAGGGGUUCCAUUCAAAUGGGAAAGGCAACCAGGGAUUGCAAAAGAACGACCAAAAGAAGAUCUUCCUCCACUAAGUCCUCCACCAGCACUUCUCAGCAUGGGGCUACCCAAGCCAUGCAUUCCGGAACCAAAACCUUCAACCCGUUCAAGGCUAAGGUUUUGGAAGAAAAGGGUCAAACGUGGAAAAAGCAAAAAGUCAUCAUCCCAAGAUUGUUUUCAUGAAGAUGCUAUUGGUUUGGACAUAUUACCAAGAUUGGAUUGCAGCUCUGAUUCCGAGUCUGAGGCAUCCUCUCGUGGUUCAAGUUCUUCUUCUUGGUCCUCUACGUCGUUCAUGAAAAGCCCUUCCACUACCAUCAGAGAAGUGUAUGGAAGGCCUUUGACCUUAUUAGGUUGUUUUCCCAUGCAUGUUAGCAGAGUUUUCGUUUCUAUUGCAAGGCGUGAUUGAAAUAACAUCUUAUGCAGUUAGUUCUGCUUUUACGCUUUCUUUAGAAUGAUGUUUGCUAUUUUUCAUUUGUAAAGAUUCU
This is a messenger RNA of Cajanus cajan (pigeon pea), 637 nucleotides long. Lineage: Eukaryota; Viridiplantae; Streptophyta; Magnoliopsida; Fabales; Fabaceae. The record is from RefSeq and is a predicted model, not a curated record.